Messenger RNA from Cryptomeria japonica (Japanese cedar), 1596 nucleotides. Its product is annotated as chloroplast envelope membrane protein-like. Bases 791 to 1576 code for a protein of 261 amino acids. The record is from RefSeq and is a predicted model, not a curated record. NCBI's taxonomy places the organism in Eukaryota, Viridiplantae, Streptophyta, Pinopsida, Cupressales, Cupressaceae. Gene Ontology annotation, cellular component: membrane. The transcript has a single exon.
UGCCUUUUUCGCUGGGGAUUUCCCGGAAGAAAUCGUCGUAUUUUCCUUCAAUUUCGUAUGAAGGAUAUUCAGGCGAUCAAAAUGGAAGUUCAAGAAGGUCUUUUUCCUCGUCGUGUUCUUUAUAUGGAAAUAAAGGGCCAACAAGACAUCCCCUUAACUCGUACUGAAGAAAAUUUGACCCUGCGUGAAAUGGAACAGAAAGCUGCCGAAUUAGCCCGUUUUUUGCGCGUAUCCAUUGAAGGAUUUUGAAAUGAGGGGGGAAAGUCUUCUUAAUAUACAAAUUGAUAGAUCUCGUAUCAGUAGAUACCAAAAAAAGUUUUGACAUAACAUUUGUCUGGGGGGAAAGACCAUAUAGCCAGUAUAUUUCCACCAACACGAAAUGUUACUUAUGGAACCAUACCGAUAUUCUUUGGCAGUUCGCAAACACUCCAUAUCAUUCUUUAUCUAUUAGAAAACACGGGUAUAAUAUCUUAAAAGAAUACAAUGAAGUAGAUGACUAUUGUUUUUUACACCUUUUUUUACAUAUGCGCCCGAAAUAUUAUCAUCUCCUCUAUGUACCAAAGAGUCCAGAAUUGAACUUCAAUUUUCAUUUAUUUGCCACUCAAAUUGAAGCGACUCUUCGGGUCAAGAGUUAAAUAAGAAAACAAUAAAUAGAAAAUGAGUUCGGAUCCAAGCAAUUUUCAAGGAUUGAUCCUUCCUUUUUUUACUCUACUUCUCAGUCGGAACAAACCAUCUUUCAUCCGAAAGAUAUUUUCUUUCAAGGUCGAAGAAUUACACAAAAGAUCAUUCUAUGGAUCUCAUACCUCGUUCUAUAAUUCGUACUUUGUUCAGAUUUUGGACAGAGCUAACGAGUCAAUCGAGCUCGUUAGCGAUUCACGAAUUGGAAGUCGCCAAAUAUAAAACAUUCGCUUCUCUACAAUAUCUUACAUGUUUAAUAGUAUUGCCUUGGGCAAUUUCAAUUUCAUUACAGAACAGUUUAGAAUCUUGGGUUACAAAUUGGUGGAAUACUGGUCAAUCAAAAAUUUUUUUUGAUUAUUUACAAGAAGAAAACGCUAUAAGAAAAUUUGAAAAAAUAGAAGAACUAUUCCUGUUAGAAAUAAUGGUGAAAGAUUAUUCAGAAACGCCUUCACAAGAUAUUCGUGUAGAGAUGCAGAAAAAGAUGAUCCAAUUGGUCAAAAUAUAUAAUCAAGAUUGUAUCCACAUCAUCUCACAUUUAUUAGCAAAUCUAAUAGGUUUGGUUCUUCUAAGUGUUUGUCUCAUUCUGGGUAAGAAGAAACUUGGCAUUCUAAAUUCUUGGAUCCAAGAAGUCUUCUACAGCCUAAGCGACACAAUGAAAGCUUUUUCUAUUCUUUUAGUAACCGAUCUAUGUAUUGGGUUUCAUUCGCCCCAUGGUUGGGAACUGAUGAUCAAUUGGAUCUUCGAAAAUUAUGGAUUUGCUCAUAACGAACGAAUAAUAUCUGGUCUUGUUUCAACUUUUCCAGUCAUCUUAGACACAAUUUUCAAAUAUUGGAUCUUCCGCCGUUUAAAUCGUAUAUCUCCUUCACUUGUAGUAAUUUAUCACUCGAUGAAUGAAUAACCAAUGGUUUCUCCCCCAUU